This is a messenger RNA of Rhopalosiphum padi (bird cherry-oat aphid), 4993 nucleotides long. RefSeq lists its product as uncharacterized. Gene Ontology annotation, biological process: positive regulation of GTPase activity. The record is from RefSeq and is a predicted model, not a curated record. Gene Ontology annotation, molecular function: guanyl-nucleotide exchange factor activity. Gene Ontology annotation, cellular component: cytosol. Bases 356 to 1894 code for a protein of 512 amino acids. NCBI's taxonomy places the organism in Eukaryota, Metazoa, Arthropoda, Insecta, Hemiptera, Aphididae. The transcript has 10 exons.
UUCUUAAUUAAUAUUUGCUAGGUAUAUACUUGUAGUAUUUACUCAUGGAUUAUUAUUUAUUAUAUAUUUAGCCAUGGUAUUUACUAUUAGAGAAUAAAUUAACAAAAUUAAUUCUUCGUAAUCGCAUAGUGGUUAGUUUUUAAACGAAGUGUAUAGAUUUAGAAUAACUGUAUUUACAAUAAUGUUUACUGAAAAUAAUAUUGUUUUGUUUCAUUUAUGGCGAUUAUAUUGAUCUAUUAAUAUUAAAUUUAAAACAUUUUAAAAAUUUAUUGAAAGCAUUGCGUUUGGGUAUUUAAAUAGGUACACGGAAUGUAUUGUUGAAAUAAUAAGACAAUUAGAAAAUCAGAUUUGUAAAAUGGAAAAAAUUGCUCUUUUUGAGACUUUUAAUAUCAGUAAAAAGAAUAAACAAGUAAAUGAAAAAGAUUAUAAUAAUAUUAUGGAUUUAUUGAAUGAAUUAUCUGAACUUGAUCCAAAAUGUUUGUCAGAAGAUGAUUAUGAAAAAUUAAUUAAAUAUUUGCCUUUAUCACCUACUCAUAACAAUCAAGUUUUAGCUGCCACAUGUAAUGUAAUUGCUUCAUUAUGCUCAGAUGACUUAGCGAGACAUCAUUUUGGAGAGAAAAUAACUGUGUCUACUGUGAACAUAUUAAAAUCACUUACAAGUUGUAUUAAUAAAGAUAAAUGUAUUCAAGAAUGUUUGCUUCAGACAUGUCGUGCAGUCGGAAAUCUUUGUUAUUACCAUGAGGAAAAUACUAAGUGUGCAUUAAAAGAAGGAUGUCUUUUAAUUACAAUAGAACUUUUGAAAACAAUCAAUAAUGAAAACAUUCAACCUGUUGUCAUUGGAUUAUUAUUAAAUUUAACUCAUCUGGAUGAUUACAAUUAUAAGUUUCAGGAUAAUAUGAUUGAAGAAUUAAAUUUUUAUGGAAUUCAAUACAUGGAAUAUAAGAAUAAUAACUAUAGAUUUUAUAUAAAUUUGGUAUCAGUAAUGAUCAAUAUUGUUAGAAAGUCCUCAAGUAACACUAAAAUAACAGAUUAUGAAAAAUGUUAUUUUAUUGAUCGUUUAUUGGAAACACAUAAUAUGCACACCAAUGUUACUUCCAUUUGUAUUAAAUUCAUUAAACAAGUGUCUAAAACUUAUAAUGUUUAUAAUUGGAUAUUAAAAGAAAAACAUAAAACAUUAAUAGAAGUAUUAGAUAAAUAUGAAGAAAAUCAAGAAGAAGAUCCAAAACUUAUUGUUAAAAAAAUAUGUGAUAUCAUUAUUUUACUUUCCAAUGAUGAUGGUUCUAUGGAAAAAAAUAAACAACUUGAUGUUUUAUAUUUAGUAGAAUGGCUACUUAAAAAACUAAAUUCUAAUAAUUUAUACGUGAAGUUGUCAGCUGUACGGUCAUUGGGAAAUUUCAGUAGAUUUAAAUAUGAACCAAUUCAUACAAGUCCUGCAAACAUUAUAAUGAAACAUAUAACAUGGUUUAUAAAUAAUUUAGACAAAUCUAUCAAGGAUAAAAAUUCAUUGAUGGAAGUAUCUAUACUUUGUUUGUUUAAAAAUCUUUUAUAUGUUACAAAUUUUGAAUCUGUGUACGAGAAUGAUAUAGAUAAAUUGAUUAAAACCACUAUUGAUGUUCUAAACCACACAACAUUUAAUCCAAUAGUAAUGAAAGGCUUGGACGUAAUAAGAUAUAUCAUAAAAAAAGGCGGCAUCAGUCAAAAACAACUUGUUUUAUACAAAAAUUCAACCUUUAUCAAAUUAGUGACUACACAUUUUAAUAGUGAUGACGAAGACAUUAAAAUAUUAGCCAAAAAAUUACUUUUUUCAAUUAAUGAGGAUAUAAUAUAUGAAUCUGAAAUUGUUGGAUCAAAAUCUGCGGAAGACAAUAAUAUACAAAUUAAAGACAAAAUUUGAAUAUAAUUUUUUAAUAUACACCAAUAAUACUAUGCAAUUAUUUAUUUGUUGAGAAACCAAAUUGAAUACAUUAAAAAGAUUUGGUACCAAUCUUAUAUGUUACAAAAAAUACUUUUUAAACACCAUUAUUCUACUUACUAAUGAACUUAUAAUUUAAUUUUGUUUAUUAUGUUGUUAUACUUAUUGAUAAAAUUAUAACUAUGUAUAUUCAACCUAACUAAUCAAAUUAAAUAUUUUUAUUUUCAUCUAAAAUAUCUGUUGCACAAUUUAUCACGUUCUAAAAAUUUCGGAUUUAAAAACCUGUUAGAUACUUUUAAUAAUUUAUUCAUGUGUAUUGUGCCAAUAAAUAAAUUGUACUUUUAUAAAUGUAAUAGAUUAAUAUUUAUUUAUUUUUAUAUUUUUUGCGACAAAUAAAAACUGUGGGUAUCACAUAAUAACUAAUCCCUUAAUAAUUUUUAUCAAAUAUAAUUUAGAAAACCUGUUUAUUGAGUAAUUAAUUUAUCAAACAAUACUCAUUAUUUCAAAAUCUAUUAAUUUUUUUAAAAAAAUAUAUAUUUUUUAGAUUUUUACUUUUUGAAAUGACAACAUCCAUUUUUAUAUUUGUUUUCUGGAGUAGAAUAUUUUCAAAGUAUUUCGAUAUAUAACCAUUAAAAUCAGGAAAAGUAAUUAAUGAGUUAUAUGAGUUAAGUAUUUAAAGUUAUGGCAAGUGAAGUGGAGAGGUAUGAAGAUACCCCAUAAAGUGUUGGUCAACUACUCAGAAACCUCAAACUUUAAAUACUUAUAAUCUAUAAGCUAUUCAUUCAAAUCACAAUUUUUAUGUAUUGAAAUACUUUAAAAAUUAUUCUGCAAAAUUAUUUUGAUCAUAUCUUUUGAAACAGUUUAGUUUUGUACAAAUAAUAGUUAGGUCAGUGAAACAUAAAUUAUAUGCUUUAAUUAAUCUUGAUUGAAUGCUGACUUUCUAUGACAAUCUGUAUAUAUCUUAAUUUUUUGUGGAGGUAUUAACAAAUUACAAUUCAAAUUGAUAUUUUUAUAAACAUAUCUUUAAACAAAUAUAAUUUAUGUUAUUUUUAUCAAAAUGUUUGAAGUGACCUCCAUUAUUAGCAAUACAAAGUUAAAGAUUUUGGACUCAGCUAACUAUUCUUAUAAUUUUUAAUACCUUAGGUAUAUUUAGUUCAGUUUUAUGAUGAAGAAUAGAGAUCAGGUUAGAACAUCUAUCUUCCUAUGAAGUACUCAUCUAAUCAGCCAACCUUAUACAACAGGAGGUAGUCUUGCUUAAAAAUAGGCUCUAUUUUCAUAAGCGCAAUUCGAGGGGGCUUGGGUAUAUACAUAGCUGUAUUUAUUGUACUCUUAUAAAGUAAUGACCACUUACCUAUUUUUCUUAUUAAUAAAAAUCUAAUUGUGCCUAGAGGUGUUUUUGGAAGAUGUUUAAAAUGUGUUGUUAUAAUAAAAAUUGGUAAGUAAAAUAUAGAUAUAUUAUAAAUCUGGGUAAAGGUCACACAAACACAUUCCCAUUCAUUAAAAUAUUUCAUACCGCCACUACUUAGAGAUUACGUUAGAUGGUCUCUUAUGCCAUCAGAAUAUUGACUAGCUGAAAUACUUGCGUUUGUUUAUGUAAUAAUAUUAUUUAUAAUAGUUUAUCGCUAUUGUUAGUAAUUAAUUCAGAAUGAUAUACAAUAUAAUAAAUGAUAAUUCAUAUUAAUAUACUUCAUUAAAGAAAUUAUUUCCAAAUUAAAUAAUAAAAUCUUUAAGAUUAUAAACGAAAUAAAUGGUAUAACCUUUCUGUGUGCUAAGAAUUAUGCUUAUUGUGAUGUAUUAUUUAUUAUGUACAUUUUAGGGAGUCGUUAUUUCACACAUAAAUUCAUCACUGUUUAAUAAUAUUGGUUGGUUCCUGGCCUAUUCUAUGUGACUAAGUAGUGCCCAAUCAUUAAAUGUAUUGUCAAGUCUUUCAUAACCUGUAUCUAUUCUGUUAGCAGCAAUUGUUAAAUAAAUUGUAUUUGUAUACUUAAGCCUCCAUGCACUAAUAAUGUACAAAUAUUUUUUAAGACAUACAACUAUAUAAUAGGUUCUAUUCUGUGCUAUAACUAAACAUUAAAGAAUGAUAAUGGGGUGCUCAAUUGUUGGGCUCUUUUAUUGACCUGACUUUUUUUAUUUAUUUGAUUAGAUUUUAGCACAUGACAAUUACAGCUCGAAAAUUUUAUUAUUAUUAAAGCAAUACAAAUUAUGAUAAAUUGAUAAAGUACAGAAAAGAAUAACAAUAAAAAAUAUUAUUUUUAUAUUAUAUUCUUUAUACUAGAAAUAAUUUAUAUGGCAAAACAACGUUUGCCUGGUCAGCUAGUAUUCUUUAUAUUUAUUCUUGUUACAAUGUUACUUGUGUUUUUUUAUACCUAUAUAGUAUAUAUAUUAUAUUUUUAUAAUUUAUUUCUUUAUUCAUUUAAUUUAAUUUUGUAAUGAUUUCUCGUGAUGUAUGUUUACAGGCUAGGAUUGAUAUCUUUUAGAAGUGGGAUCAAAACAUUAGUUUACUUUUUUACAAUUAAUAAGCAGUGUUAAAACUUAAGUUUUUUAAGUGUAGAUAACUUCUUAAUUAAACACCUAAUAGCAUUAAUCAGCAAACAGCUGUAGCGGGUCGAUAUAUUUUACAUUAAAACAAACAUUCAACUCAACCAAAUCAUCAGAUUUCUCUACCAAUGUAUAUAUAGGCAUCCAUCUCAAAAAUUGAACUGUUAUAUAUUAACACUAGGUUAGUCAACUAAUCAUUAAGUUUAAUUUUUACUUUCUGUAAUUGUAUUGGGUAAUGGGCAUUGAAAAUUAACAGGGUACAAAAUUAUGAUAGCAAUUUACACAAAUGAAUAAAAAUUUUUAUUUAAGUAAAAAUAUGUCAUAUUUAUUUUUAAUUGUUGUAGCUAAUAUUAAAACAUAACUAAAUGUAUACUAUUUGUAUUGCUUAUGUGAACCAUUAAAUUAAACAAUGUAUUUUUAAUUUAUUAUACAUUUUUAAAAAUUGAAUAUUAUAAUAUAUUUAUUUUAAGAUGUGUAUAAUUGCGUUAAUGUUAUAAAUUGUUUAUUUAAAAUGUAAUAAAAAAAUUAUUAAAAUUUAAGAAA